Messenger RNA from Penicillium hordei, 936 nucleotides. RefSeq lists its product as uncharacterized. The transcript has a single exon. The coding region runs from base 1 to 936 and encodes 311 amino acids. The record is from RefSeq and is a predicted model, not a curated record. Lineage: Eukaryota; Fungi; Ascomycota; Eurotiomycetes; Eurotiales; Aspergillaceae.
AUGAAGUACACCGGCGUCGCUGCUAUGGGCAUGAUGGGCUGUGCCCUCGCCUUGCCCCAGGGUCCUCCUCCCUUCAUCGGCGAGCUGCCCCAGGGACACCCUCCUUUCUCCGGCGCCCCUAGUGACGCGCCCACUCCAUCCAGCGGCUUCCCCAGCAGCACUCCCACCAGUGUUCCUACCGGCUUCCCCUUCGAUAAGCGCCAGUUCCCCGACGGCCCUCCUCCUAGCGGCUUCCCGGCUCCCACUGGACCUCCUCCCUCGGGCUUCCCUAGCGGCUUCCCCAGUGGCUUCCCUAGUGGCUUCCCCAGUGGCUUCCCCAGUGGCUUCCCCAGUGGCUUCCCCAGUGGUUUCCCUAGCGGCUUCCCCGCGCCCACCGGUUUCCCCUUCGAGAAGCGCGAGUUCCCCCACGGACCCGGUCACCAUGGCCCUCCCUUCGACGGUCCUCACAGCGGACCUCCUCCUAGCGGCUUCCCGACUCCCACUGGUCCUCCUCCCUCGGGCUUCCCUAGCGGCUUCCCCAGUGGCUUCCCCAGCGGCUUCCCCAGUGGCUUCCCCAGUGGCUUCCCCGCGCCCACCGGUCUCCCCUUCGAGAAGCGAGAGUUCCCCCACGGACCCGGUCACCAUGGCCCUCCCUUCAACGGUCCUCACAGCGGGCCUCCUCCUAGCAGCUUCCCGACUCCCACUGGCACUCCUUCCUGGGGAUUCCCCGCCCCUACCGGUUUCCCCACCGGCUUCCCCAGCGGAUUCCCCAGCGGAUUUGAGAAGCGCCAGUUCCCCACAGACCUCCCCUUCUCCAUCCCUAGCGGAUUCCUGAGUGCCUUCCCCUCCGGUUUCCCCACCGACCUGCCCUUCUCUAUUCCCUUCGAGAAGCACCAGGAGUUCCCCACUGGCCUCCCCACUCCCAGUGGACCUUCUCCCACGCCCUCCCCUCAGUAA